Penicillium samsonianum is the source of this 804-nucleotide messenger RNA. RefSeq names its product C2H2-type zinc finger protein. Gene Ontology annotation, molecular function: RNA polymerase II cis-regulatory region sequence-specific DNA binding; DNA-binding transcription factor activity. NCBI's taxonomy places the organism in Eukaryota, Fungi, Ascomycota, Eurotiomycetes, Eurotiales, Aspergillaceae. Gene Ontology annotation, biological process: regulation of transcription by RNA polymerase II. Bases 1 to 804 code for a protein of 267 amino acids. The transcript has a single exon. The record is from RefSeq and is a predicted model, not a curated record.
AUGUCCAGCUGUAGGACGAGUAUUGUGUCCAUUCUGAAUAAUGAUGAUAACCCAUCUUUUGCGGUCCGUUCCGCGCCCCGACUUAGUCGGACUCACACAUCACCAUCAUAUUAUCCACAUCAGUCAGAACGACUACCUCCGCCCGUCACCGACCAGUACACCCGUCCCCAAGCUUCAUCCGAAUCUCCAGCAACAUCACCACGAGGGACCAGGCAUCACUCGGAUGCGAUGACUGAAGUCGUCCAGCCCGUUUCACCGGGGUCAUCCGAUGGCUCAGCUUACGACUACAUCACCAGUCAGCCAUCAUCUUAUCACCCGUAUGCCCGGCAGGAUCCGCGACGGGAACCAUACCAAUUCCCUGCUCGUGGGCCAGCAGCUCCUCGAACGCCACCUGAGACUCGUUCGAGCACAUCCGAAUCGGCUUCUCAGACCGGGGCGACACGCGCCACGGGGCGAAAGAACAAGUACCCGUGCCCCUAUGCCGCGAGCCAUGGGUGCUCUUCAACGUUUACGACUUCGGGCCAUGCUGCGCGCCACGGCAAGAAGCACACUGGCGAAAAGAGUGUCCACUGUCCGAUCUGUAACAAAGCCUUUACGAGGAAAGACAAUAUGAAACAGCACAUCCGGACCCACCGCACGCACUCGGACGAGAUGCGCUCUACUUCGGAGCCAGAGGCUGAUGCUCGGUGGGCGAUGGCUCGUCCCGGCUCGGCAUACUCCUCAGUUUCCCACCAGCGCAAUAUCAGUCAACCUAUCGAGGCAGGUGUACAGCCUCUCCCAGGGGCUGGUCCACAGGCGCCCUAG